Molecule: messenger RNA, 3244 nt
Organism: Seriola aureovittata
Lineage: Eukaryota; Metazoa; Chordata; Actinopteri; Carangiformes; Carangidae
Gene: ppm1j
Product: protein phosphatase, Mg2+/Mn2+ dependent, 1J
Exons: 10
Coding region: 289-1785 (498 amino acids)
Biological process (GO): protein dephosphorylation
Molecular function (GO): protein serine/threonine phosphatase activity
Source: RefSeq, a predicted model, not a curated record
CUGGCAGCACAUCCCUGUGAAGCCCUGCCUUCUGAGAUGAGAUAUAGCCUCCUGCCGGAUUACAGCUCAUACGCACCCAGUGAAGGUUUUAUUCUGUUUGCAUGAGGAAAACAUCGUGUCUGAAAGCUGUCACAUGGGGCCAGCAAGGAGGAAAAAAAAUCGCUUCCUGAAAUGAUCCUCGUCACUGGCUGAGUGUUGUUGUGUUUUUUUUUUUUCUCUAAUGUAAUCUCGCAUCGCGCUUAAUUUUCCAUCCGGAUCUUUUUUUUUUCUGACCGACUGUCGUUGCCGAUGAUGAUCAGCAAAGUUAAAAACGCGAUGUCCACUCUGGUAGGAGGGAUGAUGCCGCACGGACACCACCACCACCACAACCAUCACUCAGGUGGGGGCCAGACCUGCGGACCGGACAGCCUGCCGCCGCGCUUCCCUUACGGUCGGCCGGAUUUCUUGGACCUCACCCCGGAGCUCCUGCAGUACUCCACCGAGCACGCAUCACGGCCGGUUCUCACGCUAAAGAGAGGCAGCAGGCUUCCCUGGACGACGGGAUACGCAGAGGUGAUCAAUGCAGGGAAGAGCAUGCUGAACGAGGACCAGGCCUCCUGUGAGAAACUGUUUGUGAAGAAGCCGAGCGGCAAACACCGGAACUCCACUCUGCUGGAGGACAACGGGGAUGGUACAGGAAUUCCUCUCCACUUCUGGGGGGUGUUUGAUGGACAUGCAGGUUCUGGAGCCGCCAUCAUGGCCUCCAAACUUCUUCACCGUCUCAUCAGAGACCGUCUGGGAGAAAUCUGCCACCUGCUAGAGAAUCCCAGCAGCGCACCUCCGAUCUGCUUGGCCAAGAACGGCAGCCCGUACCAGGCAGAGACAAAGAAAGGAGCGGCACAGGAACCGGAGGACCCAGACGCUGUCAACGACUCCUCAGUGCGCUUUCACAUGGAGAAGGUUGUCAGUUUGGAGAGUCUGGUGAUGGGAGUCAUAGAGACUGCCUUCAAACAGAUGGAUGACCUAAUUGAAAAGGAAAAAACGUCCUAUGCCAUCUCUGGCGGGUGUUGUGCCUUAGCUGCCAUGCAUUUAAUGGGGAAACUCUACGUAGCCAAUGCUGGAGAUAGCAGGGCCAUAAUCAUACGAAAUAAUGAAGUUAUUCCCAUGACUAAUGAAUUCACACCUGAGUCCGAGAGGCAGCGGCUACAGUAUCUGGGCUUCCUGAGGCCAGAGCUUCUGGGUAAUGAGUUCACUCACAUUGAGUUCCCUCGUAGGAUCCAGCACAGCGAGCUGGGCAAAAAGAUGCUCUACAGAGACCACACCAUGACCGGCUGGGCUUAUAAGACAAUCAUUGAAGAUGAUCUGAAAUUCCCCCUGAUAUACGGAGAGGGGAAAAAGGCUCGUGUCAUGGCGACAAUCGGAGUGACCCGUGGGCUGGGAGAUCAUGACCUGAAGGUGUACAACUCCAACAUUUACAUCAAGCCCUUCCUGUCAUGCGUCCCUGAGGUGAAAGUUUACAAUGUGGAUGAAAACAAACACGGCCCAGACGACGUCCUGGUCAUGGGUACAGAUGGACUGUGGGACGUAACGACGGACAGGGAAGUGGCAGAUGCAGUGUCAGCCUACUUAUCCUGCUGUGACCCCUCUGAUCCCAUGAGGUAUACACUGGCCGCCCAGGACCUGCUGAUGAGGUCUCGAGGGGUGCUGAAAGAGCGUGGUUGGCGGCUACCCAAUGACAAACUGGGCUCAGGUGAUGACAUAACUGUAUUUGUCAUCCCACUGGCAGGGAGUGAGUCAGAGACAUGAUGAGGUGUUGCAGCGACCGCUAUGACAGAGCUGACUCUUCAGGGUCCUUUUCCACCGUCCCUCCAAGCUCCCUCAACCCUGGACCGACGGGGCAGCGGGAGAUAAAAACACCAUUGCUGAGCUGACCUGUUUUCUCAUCCGACACAUCUCAUUGUACCGCUGACUGUGUUAACCUACAUGUGAUUCAUAAAACAAAAGUGAACCGAAAUGAACCUUCGUCAUAGGGGAGACUCGGGUCUGAGCAGCACCUCCAUCGACCACUAGAUCAGACUCCGUCCCAGUUGCUUCACUUCAACCGAACCCAGGAUCCCAUCUCCCUCGGUCUCAGUCAUGUAACAAAAGAUUUUCAGUGACAUUAUAAGAGAAGUCACAAUCUGUGUCUCAGACCUGCUGUUUGUGACAGUUGCCAGUGAGAAUUAAACCCUUGUAGUAUUUUUGUUCCCUGUUUAUGUUCAAGGCUGGACCGCUUCUCAAACUUUUCAACAGAUUGUUCAUUUUCAUGUCAUCAUCUAAAUGUGAGUCUCUUUUGUAAAAAAAAAAACAAACAAAAAAACAACAACAACAAAAAAAACAAUCAUAAAUUGCAAAAGGGAUUGCAGUAGAGAAUGUGAGGAAACCAAAGAGAUGCCGGGAUGGCAUGAGGAUGGAAAUCUGUAAAAAAAUAAAAUAAAAUAAAAAAUGAUAAUAAUAAUAAAUGCAUAAAAGAUAAAAAAAUAAAACAAAAAAAAAAGAUUCAUGUAUGUACAUUAAAGAAGCAUGGAGGAUGUAAAAAAAAACAACCAGAGGGAUGGACCUUUACAGCACUGGACCCACACAGAAUCAGAUGAGUCCGUGUUUCCUCUGUUGAUGUAAUGAUGAGUGAAUGGCGACGCCUGAGGCACUUGAAGACUGUUGCACAUGCUCUUUGGUAGCCUGUUGAUUUGUGAUAUCUUCUUAUUGAAUGUGCUCAUAGAUGAUUUGCUUUAUUUUAUGUCAUCACAGUGAGGAGAACAGAGGGUUUUACAUGUGUUCAGUAAAAGAAAAAAUUCAUUUUAGGACGUUUUGUUUGUUUAACCCUCGGAGGAGAAAGUAAAUUGUUCUCCAUAAAUGUGUUGGUAUAGUAAGAUGUGAUAAACUUCACACAUAUGCCUUAUUAAGAGCCAAGAGGGACUCCAGAGUUUGUUUUUUUUCAGAUGCACUAAAUUUGAUCCUUGUAGAAGUGGCAAAGAACAUUUUAUGCCCUUAAAUGUACCGUAUACCUCUUUUGUACCAUUUUUGUUAUGUCACGUUGUUAUUUAGAUUAUCCAUAUAUUUUUAAAGACAACUUUGGUUGUAAGCAGUAUCAGAAGUUUUAUUUUUUAUGUUUCUAUCCAUACUUGUUUGUUUAGAAAGAUGGUGUCUCCUAGAAUUUGAGCUACUAAAAUGUGAGGUAGAGGGAUGAUAUGUACCAGUUCAGAAAUAAAUCAGAUUUUUCCCAUUU